Messenger RNA from Trichophyton rubrum CBS 118892, 699 nucleotides. RefSeq lists its product as uncharacterized. The transcript has a single exon. The record is from RefSeq and is a predicted model, not a curated record. Gene Ontology annotation, cellular component: fungal-type vacuole. Gene Ontology annotation, molecular function: serine-type carboxypeptidase activity. Gene Ontology annotation, biological process: proteolysis. Bases 1 to 699 code for a protein of 232 amino acids. Lineage: Eukaryota; Fungi; Ascomycota; Eurotiomycetes; Onygenales; Arthrodermataceae.
AUGUUAACCUUAAAAAACGCCUUUCCCCACUGGAGAAGGGUAGCUGAGACCAAAACUAUUUCAAUGGAGUUGCUUUUAAACAUGCCGUCAUUCUGGUAUUUUCUCCUGACCACAUCGCUCUUCGGCCCAAGCCAGGCUAUACACCAGGCUCCAUUGUCGGUUGAUCAGCCCCAAAAGGUAACAAUUGAAGAGGGAUUCCAAAUCUUCACGAGCAAGCAUUCUCCUCGGCACUCAAUUCGCAUUAAGAAGCAGGAUGGCUCAAUUUGUGAUGCCCAUUCCGCGCAAUACACUGGAUGGUUAGAUAUUGGGCCGAAGCACCUUUUCUUCUGGUACUUUGAGAGCCAGAACCAUCCCGAAAAUGAUCCACUCACGUUGUGGAUGACCGGCGGACCAGGCUACUCCAGUAUGCUUGGGAUGCUUGAAGAGGUAGGCCCUUGUUUGGUCAAUGAGUAUGGUAAUGGUACAAAAUAUAAUCCUUGGGGUUGGAGCAAAAAGUCAUCAAUGCUGUUUGUUGAUCAGCCCGUUGGUGUCGGCUUUUCUUAUGGCGACGAGGGCUAUGACAUUCCAAACGAUUCAUAUCUUGCUGCCGUGGAUAUGCACAGAUUCCUUCAGUUGUUUAUGUCUGAAGUCUUCCCGAACAAACUGAAUUCUCCAUUUCAUAUUUCUGGAGAGUCUUACGGUGUAAGUAUCCACCGAUAA